GGUCCUCUCUGUUGCCCCUCCUGCCCGCGCACGCUCGCAGCAGCGCUGCCACGUACAGUAUGAUCGUACAGGCAUCCGAUACAAGUGUGUCGUACGUAUAGCAGCGCCGAUCCGCAAACCAAACCAUAGCGCCGCCGCCGCAAACCGGGGGCUGCGUGCCCCUCUCCAUCCCCACUUCCCCCUCCGAUUCAGAUUUGCGACACUCCGAUUCUAACCCAAAUCGCAGCGCAAUUUCAACUCCGAUUAGAACAGCGAAUGCCCCUGUCGGGUCGAAUUCGAUUUCGCGGCUGAAUUUCAAGUCGAUGCCCCUUUUAAUCGCAAGCCCACCCCACCCAACACCAACAAUCGCCACUAAUUUGUUCCCCAAUGCCUAGGAUUGCUGCGAAGCUCCCGCGCCGCCGCCGGCGGCUGUGCGCGGACGAGGACCGCCUCGGUGACCUCCCCGACGAUCUGCUCCUUGACAUCCUGCGCCGCCUCGACACCCGCACCGCGCUCGGCGCCGCGGCGCUCUCCAGGCGCUGGGCCAGCCUGCCCCGCGAGGUCCCCGUCCUGGACCUCAAGGUCAGCGACAUACUGCCGCCCCGCUACCACCGGUGCUUCCGCCUCAGCGAAGACGCCAGGGAUUCGAAAAUCAGCUCGACCUUGUCUGACAGGAGGCUUCUAGAGGCUAUCACCGCCCGGUACGAGCGCCGCGCCAUGCGAUCCAUGGUCUGCUCCCUCAAGAGCCUCCUGGCCAGCCAAGCUCGCCGGCGCGUGGAGAGGCUGUCGCUCGAGGUCUUCGCCUACAGCACCUCGGCCUGCAUCAACCGCCUGGUCGUGGACGCCGUCGAUUCCUGGGGCGUCCGGGAUCUGGAGGUUGUUGCCACCCCGACAGGGCCGCUCACGCGUCUGGAGCCGUCGGCCUACAGCUUCCCUCUAGGCCUCAUCAGCAGGAAGCCCGGCGAGUCCCGACUGCGAAGCCUCAAACUUGCCAACUGCUUGCCCCCGCCGCUCCGGGGAUUCAACGCGCUCACCACGCUCGUCUUGCGAGACUUGCCGGUUCCCACGCCGGCGGCCGCCUACGAGGAAGCGGUCGCCGCGUGCCCGCAGUUGCAAGUGCUACACAUCCUUUCAUGCGAGAUCAAGAUAACUGCCCGCAGGGUGGUUCUUGACGCGCCCAAAUCGGAAAUCAGGGAGCUUGUACUCGGCGGCGAGCUCGUGUCGGUCGAGAUCCGGUCUCUCCCGAAGCUCGAGAGUCUCGCCAGCCAGGAAGCUACCGUGCUGCUUUGCUCCGCCGCCGCCGCCCCGUGCCUUGCGCACGUGAGCCUCGCCUUCUCGGUUGGCCGACUGGAAGGGGGCGGUUUAGCUGGUCUAAACCGCUCCUACCGCGACUUCUUGAUUCAGCGGCUCGUGCAGUUCUUCCAGGGCGCCAUCACCGUGAAGGAUCUGGUCUUGCGGUUUACUGGGCCAGAGAUGUGGAUCAUGCCGGAGAAUCCCUUCUCUGCAAUGGCGAACCUGAGAAGGCUGCUCGUCGCCGAUGUGCCUUCCUCAUGGGACGCCUCAUGGCCGCGCCUGCUCAUCGAGACGGCACCGUUACUUGAGAGCCUUUAUGUGCAUGUCUCCCACAGCGAAGGCGAGCCGAGACAGGAGGUGCCGGGGGAGACAUCGGCUUCGCGCCAUUACCAUUUGAAGGAGCUUGUUGUCAUUGGAUUCCAGAGGACGGAGAGGCAGAUGCGCCUUGUGAGGUUCACCGUGGAGGUAUCCACGGCGCUGCGGCGUGUCGCACUGCUCAAGCAGGGACGCGUCGAGGACAAAGGGUCCUGCUGCGACUGGGAGGUGGUGAGCCAGCAGAGCGCGUGGUGCGACGAGGAGAGGCUCGCCGUUCUGGAUGGUAUCGGCUGUUCGACGGGACAGAUCGAAGUGGUGCUCAGUUGAAUUGAGCUUAUGAUGUUGGAGAAUUGAAGGUGGAUUCCUGUAGUUCCAGUCUGGCUCCCCAAUUCGAAUAAAUGGAACCUGGCUGGUGGGGGGAUUUCCUGCUGCUCCAACAAUUUAUUUGUAUGACAUGUGUGUGAACUGAAAUGUUACAUUCAGUUAUUUUGGUGCUGCUUCUUUGUAUCUGAACUUGCCGAACAAUGAUGGCAUGCAAUAUGAUUGGAAUAUCAUGUUUGUUAUUUUA
Messenger RNA from Triticum aestivum (bread wheat), 2155 nucleotides. RefSeq lists its product as uncharacterized. Bases 367 to 1914 code for a protein of 515 amino acids. NCBI's taxonomy places the organism in Eukaryota, Viridiplantae, Streptophyta, Magnoliopsida, Poales, Poaceae. Gene Ontology annotation, molecular function: protein binding. The record is from RefSeq and is a predicted model, not a curated record. The transcript has a single exon.